This is a messenger RNA of Oppia nitens, 2796 nucleotides long. RefSeq names its product glutamate receptor ionotropic, kainate 2-like. The coding region runs from base 1 to 2772 and encodes 923 amino acids. NCBI's taxonomy places the organism in Eukaryota, Metazoa, Arthropoda, Arachnida, Sarcoptiformes, Oppiidae. The transcript has 17 exons. Gene Ontology annotation, molecular function: glutamate-gated receptor activity. The record is from RefSeq and is a predicted model, not a curated record. Gene Ontology annotation, cellular component: postsynaptic membrane; plasma membrane. Gene Ontology annotation, biological process: monoatomic ion transport.
AUGAUUUCACUGAGAUAUCAUUUAAUGUUUUGUCUCAUUUGGCAAAUCAUAUCUAAAUUUGAUGGACACCGGGAUGUCAUUAGAAUCGGUGCUAUCUUUACGGAGGAUCAAAAGGAUAGCCAAACCGAGUUGGCCUUCAAAUAUGCCGUCUAUAGGAUCAAUAGGGAUAAGGCAUUGCUGCCAAAUACGACAUUAAUUUAUGAUAUUCAGUAUGUACCUAAAGAUGAUAGUUUUCAUGCAACCAAAAAAGCCUGCUAUCAGGUUAGCUCCGGUGUGAUCGCCAUAUUUGGUCCUCAGGACGACAAACUCGGUGCACACGUACAGUCACUGUGCGACGCACUGGACAUACCGCACAUUGAGGCCCGACAUCAUAAUCUGGCCAUCAAUAAUGUCAAAGAAUUUUCAAUUAACUUACAUCCCGGUGCUUAUAGCAUAUCCCAGUCGUUGAGAGAUUUAGUAAAAUUUCUCAAUUGGACACAAGUGGCCGUCAUCUAUGAGGAUGACAUAUCUUUAAUAAGUCUACAAGAGUUGGUACGAUUGCCAUUGAAGAAAAAUGUCCAAUUUAUUUAUAGAAAAAGUAGCCCUGAUCAUUUUCGUGAGACGCUCAGGGAUCUCAAAACACGGAACAUCUAUUCAAUUAUUGUCGAAAUUAAACCCGAAAAUCUACCGCUCCUAUUGACGGCUAUUCUCCAAGUGCAAAUGAAUGAAUAUAAAUAUCAUUAUCAUUUUACAACAUUUGAUUUGGAAACAUUUGAUUUGGAGGACUUUAAGUAUAAUUAUGUUAACAUAACUGCCUUCCGGUUAGUCGAUAGCGAUAAUCCAAUGGUUAGACAAACGUUGGGAGACAUCGAACGAUUCCAACCCAUUGGCAAUAAUAUUAUCAACAAAAGCAAUGUUAUUCAGGCCGGACCGGCACUCAUGUACGAUGCAGUGUACGCCCUGUGUCGGGGUCUGCACUCAUUGCAACAAAUGUCUCCACAUUUGCUUCGUUAUCCAAACAACGCUUCGUGCGAUUCGGAGAUCUCCUGGACUGACGGUUCGUCACUAUUUAAUUAUGUCGACUCUGUUGAAUUUCAGGGAUUAACCGGAAAAAUAUCGUUUAGAGAAGGGGUUCGUUCGGCCGUUAAAAUGGAUUUAUUAAAGCUUAGACAUCAAGUGCUCGACAAAGUCGGAGAGUUUACUAUCGAUUCGGGUCUUAAUAUAACAAAAUUACACGCUUUUCGUGAAUAUGGAUACAAUAAUAUUACACUCAAAGUGACUACAAUUGAGACCAGACCAUACGUAUCUAUCAAACGGGUCAAUGGAUCGGAUAGUAUAAAAUACGAAGGUUUCUGUAUAGAUCUGCUCAAUGUUAUUGCCAAAGAACUAGGUUUCAGUUAUGAGCUUUAUUUAGUACCCGACCGGCGGUUCGGUGCCUUCAAUACAACUACCGGCCAAUGGAACGGUUUGGUUCAGGAACUCAUGCUUAAGAAAGCAGAUCUAGCAGUGGGACCAUUGACCAUAUCCUAUGCCCGCGAAGAGGUUAUCGACUUUACCAAACCAUUCAUGAAUCUGGGAAUCGGUAUACUAUUUAAGAUACCCACCCAAAUGCCUACCCGUUUGUUUUCGUUCAUGAAUCCGUUGGCCGUCGACAUAUGGCUGUAUGUAGUGGUAGCUUACAUACUGGUCAGCUCAACCCUAUUUAUUGUCGCCCGGUUUUCGCCAUUUGAAUGGAAUAAUCCGCAUCCAUGUGAUAAGGAGUCGGAUAUUAUUGAAAAUCAAUUCAAUUUGGCCGACAGUUUCUGGUUUACAGUUGUGACACUAAUGAAACAGGGAUGCGAUCUGAAUCCCCGAUCGGUCAGCACCCGUAUUAUUGGUGCCAUUUGGUGGUUCUUUACGCUAAUCCUAAUCAGCUCCUAUACGGCCAAUUUGGCCGCUUUUCUAACAGUUGAUCGUAUGAUAACACCAAUUGAAUCGGUCGAGGACUUGGCCUCGCAAACCAAAAUACAAUACGGAGCACUGGAAGGUGGCAGUACUAUGACUUUUUUUAGGGACUCCAAGAUUGACACCUAUCGUAAAAUGUGGUCAUUUAUGGAAAAAAAUCCGACAGUAUUUGUUACCGACUACGAGGAGGGACGCAAACGGGUGAUCGAUGGCGACUAUGCCUUCCUUAUGGAAUCGACAAUGUUAGACUAUAUGGUUCAACGCGACUGCAAUUUGACACAAAUUGGAGGACUGUUAGACAAUAAGGGAUACGGAAUCGGAACGCCUAUGGGUUCCGUAUGGAAGGAUCGCAUUUCACUGGCCAUMCUAGAGCUACAAGAAAAAGGUGAGAUACAGAUGCUGUACGACAAGUGGUGGAAAAGUCCGGGACUAACCUGUAUUAGGGAUGAGGUUAACAAAGAAGGAAAGGCCAGUCCAUUGGGUUUGGAAAAUAUUGGCGGCGUUUUUGUUGUACUAUUGUUAGGUCUGGCACUGGCCUUAUUUACGGCAAUGUCCGAGUUUUUUAUCAAAGCCAAGAAAAAUGCCAAAGAAUCCAGACAAUCAAUUUGCAAUGAAAUGCACGAAGAGUUGGGUUUUAUAAUGCAAUGCGAGUACGUGCGACCCAAACGUCGGCCAACGGGCACCGGUAGUAGUAGUAGUAGUUCARGACUACGCAGAUAUUGCUCAAAGUGUAACUAUAAUUCAUCGUUGAAUACGGCCAGUCUGGCCGUACCGCAUACUAACGGUGUAAUGUCGGGACUGGACUUUAGGAAAUCGCCGCAAAACACUUGCGAUUACGACAGCUCUUAACAAAUAUUUAUACAGUAUUUAACA